AUGAAUUUUCACUCUAAUUGGAGAUAUGAAAAAAUGCAACUAAUUAAAGAUGUUCUUGUAAAUAAAAAUGUUGUGCCUAUUUAUAUACAAAAUAGAUUAAUGAAAGAAUUGGAUUUCUAGAUCAAAGCUUUUGCAAAUAAAAAUAAAAAUUCAUUAUCACCUAAAAAAAGUUGUAAUCGUCGCAUUAAAACACUUGAUCAAAGUCCCUAAAGGAUUAAAUUUGAAAGAAGUGUGAGUAGAAGUUAUAAUAAGGAUUAGGAUUGUUUAAGAUGUCGAAAAUUCAAUUUUCAGAAUAAAAUAAUAAUUCAGUGUGAUACUGGUCAGCAUAUGUUUCAUGAAAAAUGUCUUCUGGAUCUAUUUAAAGAAUAACUUUAAGAUAUUCAACCACAUUUUUCAUGUUCCUGUGGGAUGAAAUUAUGUCCAGAAUUUGUAAAAGAACUAAACAUAAGGGGUAUAGAACAAUUAGUUAAUUAAUUGUAUGAAUAAUAACUAAAAUGUAUUACUUAUUAAGUACAGAUAUAGAAUUGUUUAAAUCCAUUAUGUAAUUUUUUUUGGAUUACCAAUUCUUAAAAAUCAAGAAAAUAUGGACGAUAACUUAAACCUCUCACAAAAAAGUAUUGUCCUUAUUGCUGA
This is a messenger RNA of Paramecium pentaurelia, 633 nucleotides long. NCBI's taxonomy places the organism in Eukaryota, Ciliophora, Oligohymenophorea, Peniculida, Parameciidae. The record is from the annotation of a GenBank genome assembly.